Molecule: messenger RNA, 2267 nt
Organism: Penaeus indicus
Lineage: Eukaryota; Metazoa; Arthropoda; Malacostraca; Decapoda; Penaeidae
Gene: Vps16B
Exons: 16
Coding region: 14-2149 (711 amino acids)
Biological process (GO): intracellular protein transport; vacuolar transport
Cellular component (GO): cytoplasm
Source: RefSeq, a predicted model, not a curated record
AGUGGAAUGAAAGAUGAGUCGUGCAGAGAACGAGGCAUAUUGGGGUGCCACAGACACAGCACCCCAGGCCUUGGAUAAUUUCUUCGACGAGGAUUGUGAAGUUACAUGGACUGGGACAUCUUCAAACUUCCAGUUCUCCAAGCAGAGUUCCCAUAGCAGCAGUGGCAAUAUUUCAACCACUUCUAGUGUAGGUGCUCUUGCAAACAAUCUUAGCAGUACAAGUAUUGCAGACAACAUAACACAUUCCACCCAUGACUGGAAUUCAGAGGGAACUUCUAGUGGUCGCCUGGCCAAAGGCUUUGGGAAAGCAAUUGGAGAGAAGCUUGAUUCCUUCAAGCCUCCCUCCGUCUCAAUUAAAUGGAAUGCUUCACAGGGUCAAGGGAGUGCCAGCUGUUUGCAGUGUAGUGCCAAGGACGAGGAAAUUGUUCAGCUGAAGAGACGCUUGGAAAACUCGUAUUCCCGCUACAAUUUGACACUUCCUCCCGAUGACACUGUGAACCGUAUUGUUCUCGGGCAGCCCUAUUCCCUCGAGAGUUACCGCAGUCAUGAGGACAAAUGUUCGUUGAUUGAUGUGGCUUUAAGUACUAUGGAUGGAGGGGCAAUCCUGGCCACUGUUCUGCACAUGAAGAACACCGUUAAAAAGAACUUGUUUAUUAAGGAAAUGCAAACACGGUCCCAUGCUGCACAAGUUUACGUCCAUUACCUCAAACAGCGGCAUAGUUUUGCUGAAGCUAUUGACUUUUUGGGAUUGCUUGGGAAAAAUGAAGAAGCUGCAAUUCUAACAUAUCACAUGGCUGUAACAAGUAAAGACACAGCUACUAAACUGGCUAACUUGAAGAAGGCUUUGCAGACAUCAUUUAGUGAUCCUGGUCUGUCUCAUGAAGCAAAAAUGGUGAAGGAUCAUAUACAGCUAUUAGAGAGACAAAUCCUGAUUGACGAGGCAGAUGCACAUGACCAAAGCAAUCCCAUGCUGGUAGAGUACCCACGAGUGAGCAGCAUCACUGACAAGUCCUUGCUCACCACCCUCUUCUACUGCAGCAUGUACCACUGGGAUGCUCCUGAGUCCCACCCCGCUAGCCCCACUGCUCUAAGGAAGGCACAUGGCAUUCCUGAGAGGCAGGUGCUGUGGACAGUGAUUAGGGGCCGGGCCAGGGUCAAUCACUGGCCCUUGCCCAAUGACCUGGAUAGUUGGAUGGGCAAUAAGGUGAGGAGGGACGUCAAGCUUGUGGGUUGUAAAUGGUCUUAUGUGUGUGAUGUGAGUUACUCUGGAAUUACUCUAAUUAUUUUUGUGAGUGUGAUAAGCUAUGUUUUUGUUGUGGAACAUUUAGAUAAUUGUAAACUGAUUUUAUCAAUUUUAGGAUUGCUUGGGAAAAAUGAAGAAGCUGCAAUUCUAACAUAUCACAUGGCUGUAACAAGUAAAGACACAGCUACUAAACUGGCUAACUUGAAGAAGGCUUUGCAGACAUCUUUUAGUGAUCCUGGUCUGUCUCAUGAAGCAAAAAUGGUGAAGGAUCAUAUACAGCUAUUAGAGAGACAAAUCCUGAUUGAUGAGGCCGACGCACACGACCAAAGCAAUCCCAUGCUGGUAGAGUACCCACGAGUGAGCAGCAUCACUGACAAGUCCUUGCUCACCACCCUCUUCUACUGCAGCAUGUACCACUGGGAUGCUCCUGAGUCCCACCCCGCUAGCCCCACUGCUCUAAGGAAGGCACAUGGCAUUCCUGAGAGGCAGGUGCUGUGGACAGUGAUUAGGGGCCGGGCCAGGGUCAAUCACUGGCCCUUGCCCAAUGACCUGGAUAGUUGGAUGGGCAAUAAGGGAUUGCGAGGAGCUCUGGGAUCACUGACAUCUGCAUUUACGGGUUCUAGUAGAUUAGUGAAGAAUGUCUUGCCAGUUGAGCAGGUAGUACACACCCUGGCAGCUAGCAAUGCUCCAUCCAAUGUGCUGGCUGCAUACAUUGCUUUGCUGGACUCCAUGGACACUCGCCUGAAGUUAGCCGUCAAUCACAAGUGUCACCAAGCUGCUGUGGAGGUUUUCAUUGCCCAGAAGGACAGAGAAGCUCUCGAAAAAUACAUGAAGGAGAUUCCAGCAGGCUCUCCAGAAUACAUAAAGGCUGAGAGUGCUUUAAAAACUGUACGUUGGAAGAACUAAGAGAAAAUGACUCGGAAUGCCAAGUUGUGUUUUGUAGUUAUCUGUAUCUCUUUGAUUUUCUGCUUUUCAUCCUCUGUUUUGGAUAUUCUGUCCUUCUGCACAGCACAUAUUCUGUCUA